Molecule: messenger RNA, 1499 nt
Organism: Chara braunii
Lineage: Eukaryota; Viridiplantae; Streptophyta; Charophyceae; Charales; Characeae
Source: the annotation of a GenBank genome assembly
UCUAAUAGCAGGCUCUGGUUUGAAAAAAGAAACAGCAUUCUGAAAAAAAAAGAGGAUUCUGGAGUGAUGUGACUUGUUGUACGCAUGCCCGUCAAGUUAAAGCCUUGAGUGGAGGCUGGCGGCUUGUGUUCUUCAGGAUGGGUGGGCCACAAGAGAUGAAGGCCGGAUUCGCAAAGCUACAAGGGGAAGAUUUUGAGUACUUCAUGCAGAGUUACUCCAUUACCCUUGGGAGGAACAGCAAGAAGGCCAGCGUCGAUCUUGACCUGACGGAUAAAGGCGGCGGGAUGAACAUAUCACGACAGCACGCACGCAUAUUUUACCACUUUCAGCACAAGUGCUUCGAGCUCGAGGUGCUCGGCAAGAAUGGAGCCUAUGUGGAGGGGGUUCUCCAUCUCCCUUCGACUCCUCCGGUCAAGCUUGGGUCGCAGUAUCAGAUUGUUAUCGGAGAUAAGAAGUUCUAUUUCCUCUUACCUGUGAAAAAACAUGCACCUGGGUCUUGGACCUCGGAAUUGGCGGCGCCUACGGGUGAUGGUGCCGGGAUGGCGGCUGUUCCUCACUCGAAACGCAGAUCGACUUUGCCGACAGGUGCAACCCCCAACAUGGAGGGGAGAACAGCGGGGGUGGAGGGUAGGGGUGUGGUUGUGGACGGCAGGGGGGUGGUCGGGGACGGUAGAGGGGUGAUUACGGAGGGGAGCAGGGCUGUUACGGAUGGAAGGGGGGGUGUUGCGGACGGAAGAGGGGUCAUUCAGGAGGGUAGGGGGAUGGUUCCAGAGGGGAGGGGGGUGAUUUCCGACGGAAGGGUAGGGGGGAUCACAGAAGGGCGGGCUGUGCUCGGUGAGAUGAGGACGCCCGGUGUUGUGAAUGAUAGCAAAGGUGUUAUUGCGUCUGGUAAGAGAUCGAAGAUGGAGCGUGUUCGAGAUGACAGGUAUUAUCCGGCAGGAAUGGUGGGUGGAAGCGGGAGAAUAGGCGGAACCCUUGGGAAAGAAGCGACUCUCGACGAGGUUAAUGGAGGAAGGGGCGACAUUACUGGACCGUUGGAUAUGUGGCCACAGGGCGAAGGAAAGAACACGGGCGGGCGGGAGAUGCACGACGACGAUGGCGACGAAGAGGACAUUGAAGUUCAGCUGCUUAAUGCGGUGAGCCAAUUGCUGAGCGAGCUGCAUCCGCCUGGUGAGUGGGUAUCAGUCACUAGGCUAUCAGCGGAGCUUGAGGAAAGAUUCAGAGAUAUCUGCCAGGAUGCACGGACAAUCAACCUCCUCCCACCCGACGACAGCCAUUUACGGAAUGGCGCCGGGUUUGAAAACGGCGGUGGCUUGGACGGAACCGGACGCAGAAGUUGGGUAGGGCUUUCUCUUCUUCUGAAGAGGCAUCCCAAGAGCUUUGUCUUCACUUAUAAAAUAAAAAAUAGGGUGAAAAUGGAAUAUGUGGCUCUAACUUAAUCAAUCACUAAAGUUAGGUAGGUAGGGGUGGGGGGGGACCUAAAGCAAUAACUAAAGGUA